Molecule: messenger RNA, 771 nt
Organism: Calliphora vicina (urban bluebottle blowfly)
Lineage: Eukaryota; Metazoa; Arthropoda; Insecta; Diptera; Calliphoridae
Gene: ND-SGDH
Product: NADH dehydrogenase (ubiquinone) SGDH subunit
Exons: 4
Coding region: 94-648 (184 amino acids)
Source: RefSeq, a predicted model, not a curated record
CAUUUAAUUUUUUACUAAACAACCAUUUGGUAAAAAAAAUUUUGUAUUCACGUUUUUAAAAACAAUUUUAACGUGAUAUAAUUUUAACAAAAAAUGGUCAGUUGGAGUUCUGUUGUACGUCCAGCGGCUCAAUUAGCCAAAUUCCGUACAAUUUUGCAAACACCAGCCGUAAAAAAUGCUGUCCAAUUGCAACUGCGCCAAAUGAGUGGUGGACACCAUCAUAUGAUUGUACAACCAUCACGUUUCCAAUGGAAUAAAUUUAAGGAUUUAUUGCACUUCUAUGUGAUGUUGGGUGUUCUACCCAUCACAGCUAUUGUGAUGUACUGCAACAUUUUCAUUGGUCCCGCUCAGUUGCACGAAAUUCCAGCAGAUUAUGAGCCAAAACACUGGGAAUAUCAUAAGCAUCCAAUUUCUCGCUUUAUUUCCCAGUACAUGUUCCCCAGUCCACAACAAGAAUAUGAGAAAUCUUUACAUUUCAUGUACGAGGAAGAUGAAAAGGCUCAAAUCAGACUACUUGAAGAAAAAAUCCGCGCUAAAAUGUCUGAACGUAACGAUUACAAAGCCUACUACUACAGGCCAGCUAUUGCCAAAUAUCACAGAAUUUCCAAAGAAGCUGCUGAUGAAUUGGAAGAAUUGCGUGGUGAUUAAUCAGCCGGCAAUAUUAAUAUUGUUCGCAUGCGAUUCAAUGAAAUUCGUUAUCUAUAGUUAAAUUAAAGUGCAGAAAAACAAAUUCUUAAAAAAAAUAAAUGUAUCUUUAAAUAAAAAAGUAAA